Messenger RNA from Brassica rapa (field mustard), 2927 nucleotides. Its product is annotated as protein tesmin/TSO1-like CXC 3. The record is from RefSeq and is a predicted model, not a curated record. NCBI's taxonomy places the organism in Eukaryota, Viridiplantae, Streptophyta, Magnoliopsida, Brassicales, Brassicaceae. Gene Ontology annotation, molecular function: DNA-binding transcription factor activity.
AAUGGAGACACCGCAAAAAACUAUAAUCCAGAAUGGGACUGCAGUUUCUAAACUCAAAAACUCUCCAGUGUUCAACUACAUAAACAACCUAUCUCCAAUCAAACCUGUCAGAUCAAUCCCAAUCGCUCAAACCUUUGGCUCUCUCAGUCCUUCUGUCUACACUCCCCCUCACAAAGGAUCUCGUUUCAAAAGGUCAUUACUCAAAAGUUACCUCCUCUUCUCUUCUUCCUCCUAUCUUUUUAUUUGGAAUAUGUUUUCGUUUUGCAGUCAUACUUACUUCUCCGACCCUGCCAAAGAGUUAGUAGAAGAAGCUUUACUUGAAACCGUACCGCCAAAAAUACUCAAGAAUGACUGCAUUUCUACUCCUCCUAGUAGAGCUGCUGCCAAUGAUGGUUCUUGUGGAGAUGGUAAGACCGAUCUGCAGAAGCUGUGUGACGGCAAUGUCAAGCGUAAAAGUGAUACUCCAGAUUGGGAAACUCAGUUUCCGGAUACUCCUGAAAUGUUGAUUUAUGAUACACUGAAUGAUUCGGAGGCUGAUAGAUGCUUCUUGCCGGCAUCAUCAGACCUUAAAAGACGUUCAUGUGGUGGUACAAAGCCAAGACUGGAGCCUGUUUCAAACAGCAAAGAGUUGGCAGAUGCUCUUCACCGAGGAGUAAGAAGACGCCUUCUAGACUUUGAGAUGCCUGACAACCAAACGUCAGAAAAAUCUUCAUCGAGUUGUGUAGUACCACCUAGCACUGGUCUGCAUCUUAACACCGCCUUUGCAAUGUCCUCUAAGGACACCAAUGAGUACUCAUUAUCCGCAAACAUUAAAGUCGGUUUGCAAAAUUCUACCCCUCCGGUUCUUCACUCACAUGACAUUUUGAGAGAAAACGAAACCGGGGAAGCUGCAGGACAAAGUGUAGUAGAAGAGAUUCAAAAGUCUUCUUUAGCUUUAGUAGAAAUGAAUCAAAGCAGUCCAAAGAAGAAGAGACUUAAGUCUGACCAAGCAGGAGAAGGAGAGUCAUCAUGUAAACGGUGCCACUGCAAAAAAUCCAAAUGUUUGAAACUUUACUGUGAAUGCUUUGCUUCUGGAGUUUAUUGCAUAGUUUCAUGUUCAUGUGUAGAUUGCUUCAACAAACCAAUCCACGAAGACACUGUCUUAGCUACUCGCAAACAGAUUGAAUCCCGGAAUCCAAUUGCCUUUGCUCCUAAAGUCAUUAGAAAUACUGAUUCUUCCAUCAUGGAAGCUGGUGUUGAUGCAAGCAAAACUCCAGCUUCAGUGCGGCACAAAAGAGGUUGCAACUGCAAGAAAUCAAACUGUGUGAAGAAAUAUUGUGAAUGCUAUCAGAGUGGAGUUGGUUGUUCCAUAAACUGUAGAUGUGAAGGAUGUAAGAAUGCAUUUGGUAAAAAAGAUGUGUCUUCAUUUGUUGGUAUGGAUAUCAAACAAGAUGGUGAAAGUAAAACAGGGCAAACACAACAGAACAACGAGUUGUUUAGUUAUGUGCCACUUCCACCUUCAACACCAAUGUCAUUAAGACAACCAUUGGCUCAACUUCCCAUCUCAUCCAACAACAUGCUGCUUCCUCAACAGUCUCAGCAACUUCAUGGAGCUUCUGGAUCUUUCUUAUACGAGAACCAAUCUUUCAGAAAACAAGGCAUGGGUUUGUUGUCAAGGACUGAGACAAUCACAGAGGAUAUUGAGAAUGUUAUUCCAUCUCCAAUAACUAACAUCAAUGCAGUGUCUCCCAACAGCAAAAGGGUUUCCCUGCCUCAUCUUGAUCCACCAGUAUUGACUCCAAGGAGAAGAAAUGGUGAGAGGAAGCUGUUACUGUCAAUUCCAGCUUUUCCUUCUCUCCCUCCACACCAUUAAAAAUAUUCUUUGAAACUGUUUCUGAUGUCAACAUCUAGUUGGUAGUUUUAACUUACACAGCAACAACAUACACAAAACUUUUCUAGUAGUUUAGUGAUAGCACAUUUCAUUUGUGUAUCCAAAGGUUGUUUUUUUUUUGUCACCAAUCCAAAGGUUGUUUAAUUUAUCCUUUUCAACAGAUGCUAAGUAGUUUUGGACUGGUUUGAUAUAGCAAAGGCUGUUUAAUUUCCAAAGGUUAUUUAAUUUAUCUUAUUUGAUUUAGCAAUUUUCGACUGGUUUUAAAUAUAUUUAUAUAUACUAUCACAAAUUGUAAAUGGAAAAUUAAUAUUUUCUAUGAACAAUGAAGAAAUUAUAUUUUAUAGCGGAAAGUUAUGUUUUUCAAACUGUUGUAAAUCCACUGUAACAGUAUUUUGGAAAUUAUAUUUUUGAAGAAUUAGGCAGACAAAUCUUAAAAGAAAAACUCUUGAGAAAACAAACAUUUACACCAUUUCCACGCUAGCCAAAUGUGUAAAAUUUUAUAAACUAUUUUAUAAAAUUUAAAUAACUCUUUUUAGUAAUAUUGUUAUUAUCUAUUUAAAAUGUGACUAUUCUAAAUAAAUAUUAUUUAUUCAAAAUAGUAAGGUAGUUUUGACAACAAUAUAACUAAACUAUCAUAUAUGUUCUAUCGGUUCAGAGAACCAAGCUGGAAGUAUAUAAUCGAUAUAAAACAGAACGGUAGGGGAACACUUAUCACCUCAUGCCAGCUUGUCCGUCACUAGAUUUUGAGCCUUUUGAAAUAUGUCGGAUCUUGAAAGAAGGAAAGAAAAACUUGCUGCACUGGAACUUCUCCAAGUGUGUAGUAAAAGAUGGUAAUUCUUCAUGUGAUGAUACCAUCUUCACCAAUUAGAACAGUUUGUUACGAAAAUUACGUCUGAAAAAUUAUAGAUUUUCAUAGUCUAUAUCAAAAUUUUACAUUCAGCGUGUAAAGCGGAUAAGCUUUAAUACGAUCAACCGAAAAAAGCAAAACAAAUUUCCCCUCAAUUUGUAAAGGAUGGGCCAGAGUGGAGCGUAAAGAUCCAAAAGUCAAUAAUAAAAA